AUGGCUCAAUACUACCCCAACCCACAACAAUCCCCUCAAGGGUACGCGCCGCAAGGCAGCGCCCAAAACCUCCAGUUCUUCCCCUCAUCCUAUUCCACAGUCUCCGGCCACACGACACACUCACAAGCCUCGUACGGCGCCGGCUUCGGAGGUGCGCCCGGUUCCGCAGCGCAGUCUUACCCCGUCGGCGGUGGGUAUGGCGGAUUCGGAGGUCCAGCGGCCGGAGUCAGUGGGAGGAUGGGGGAACAGGGCGGUUUGCGAACGGGAUGGUUGGCGGCGUUUGGGACAGAAGGGUAUGAUGGUGAGCCGCCGUUAUUGGAGGAAUUGGGGGUGAAUUUUGAACAUAUUCGGACAAAGACCUUGACCGUUCUCAACCCCUUUGCCUCAAUCGAUCGACAUCUCAUGGACGACAGCGACCUCUACGGCGCCCUCCUCUACAUCGUGCUCUACGGCACCUUUUUGCUUCUCUCCGGCAAAGUCUUCUACGGAUAUAUUUAUGGCGUCGCUGUCUUCGGCACCGUCGCCCUGCACUUGAUCCUCAGUCUCAUGUCGCCCGCCCUCGAUGCCGUCUCUGCCGCCAGCGCCGCCGCCGAUCAUCCUGCCGCCAACUACUCUCCGCACCACAAACCCCAUCUCGGUGUAUCGUCGCCUCGGGCGGCUCGGCGGGGUUGGCGGUGCGGCAGGCCAUUUCUCUGCAACCCUGACGUUCCCUCGCUCCGCAAGCGUCCUGGGCUAUUGCUUCUUGCCACUAGUCUUGACGGCCUUGCGGUGGGCUGGUGCACAUAUAGCUCGUCGGGGAUGUUUUGUGCCGUGGCUCGAAUGAGUGGCAUGCGCGGAUUGGUGGCGUAUCCGUUGGCCUUGUUCUACGUGGUUUUUGGGAUCAUGGGCAUCUUUUCAUCUAGGGGAACUGGAUCAUUGGCGGCCAAGACGGGAGCUGUGUGA
Messenger RNA from Penicillium oxalicum, 942 nucleotides. Its product is annotated as transporter YIP1. The record is from RefSeq and is a predicted model, not a curated record. The coding region runs from base 1 to 942 and encodes 313 amino acids. Gene Ontology annotation, biological process: endoplasmic reticulum to Golgi vesicle-mediated transport; vesicle fusion with Golgi apparatus. Lineage: Eukaryota; Fungi; Ascomycota; Eurotiomycetes; Eurotiales; Aspergillaceae. The transcript is spliced from 3 exons. Gene Ontology annotation, cellular component: trans-Golgi network.